AACGGAGCGUUAACUUCGCCUCGUGCCGUCAGUCAGAGCAGUCUGUGGAGAUAACGGAGCGGACAGGGCAGCUAACGGGUUCGGGCUCGGACCGGUUGUGCCUCCGCCGCGGCCAUCACGUCACCCCGCUCCGGCUCCUCGGGAGACGGCGAGGCUCGGGGGGGUGGAGUUACGGAUGGGGAGGGGGUAGAGAGACCUCCAGGAGGAGGAGAGAGACUCGGAGCAGGGGGAGGUGAAGCAGCGCGAGCUACGGCUAACUAGCCAUGUUACUGUCCCCGCUGCUGCUGCUGUGUGACUGCUAGCGGGCCGCCCUGGACUCCCUAACCGCCCUCAGGUGCAUCAUGCCCGGCUGGAAGAAGAACAUUCCGGCCUGUCUCCAGCCGGACCAGGAAGGAGGUGCAGGAUGUGCUCCGGUGUUGUCAGCAGAUGAGGGGCCGUACACAAAACACUCUGCAGGGUCACGACCUCCAGACAGAGCGCUGGCCAUCAGGAGGCAGAGUAUACCAGAUGAGUUUCGGGGCUGCACCGUGGUGGAGCUGAUGAAGAAGGAGGGGACGACGCUCGGACUCACGGUCUCGGGCGGAAUCGACAAAGAUGGAAAACCUCGGGUUUCAAACCUGCGGCAGGGCGGCAUUGCUGCCAGGAGCGACCAGCUGAACGUGGGCGACUACAUCCGCGCCGUUAACGGCAUCAACCUGGCCAAGUUCAGACACGACGAGAUCAUCAGCCUGCUGAAGAACGUCGGGGAGCGGGUCGUGCUGGAAGUGGAGUACGAGCUGCCGCCCGUCUCUGUUCAGGGGUCGGGGGUGGUCUUCAAGAAUGUGGAGGUAACGCUUCACAAAGAAGGAAACAGCUUCGGCUUCGUCAUCAGAGGUGGAGCCCACGAGGACAGGAACAAGACCCGACCUAUUGUCAUAACCACCAUCAGGCCAGGCGGGCCGGCCGACAGAGAAGGAACGGUGAAGCCGGGGGACCGGCUGCUGAGCAUCGACGGGAUCCGGCUCCACGGCAGCACGCUAWCGGAGGCCAUGAGCAUCCUGAAGCAGUGCGGACAGGAAGCCACGCUGCUCAUCGAGUACGACGUAUCAGUCAUGGACUCUGUUGCAACGGCGUCGGGGCCGCUGCUGGUGGAGGUCGCCAAGCCGACGGGCUCCAGUCUGGGCGUGGCUCUGUCCACCUCCAUGUUCUGCAGCAAGCAGGUCAUCAUCAUCGACAAGAUCAAACCCGCCAGCAUCGCCGACCGGUGUGGUGCUCUUCAUGCAGGAGAUCACAUCCUGUCUGUUGAUGGGAAGUCCAUGGAGUUCUGUUCUCUGGCUGAAGCCACACAGCUGCUCUCAGCUUCCUGUCAGACCGUCCGCAUGGAGAUUCUACCACAACACCAGGCCCGACCGGCCCUGAACGCACCGCAGCAUGUUAAGGUGCAGCGUAGUCCCCGCCCCCUCCCCUGGGAAACCGGAGGCUCCACCCCCAUCCUCCCUCCCUACCACUACAACACCUACCACCCCGACCAAUCAGGUGCCAGAUCGCACAACCGCCAUACAAACAACCCUCCCCUCAGCCACUCGUUCUCUCCUGGUUCCAUGUCGGCCUAUAGUCUCUCGUCUCUCAACAUGAGCACCAUGCCCAGAAACAUGUAUCCCACGAGUCCCCACAGCACCAUGAUGAGGAGGAAGAACAAGAAGAAGGACUUCAAGAGCUCCUUGUCUCUGGCGUCCAGCACCGUGGGGCUCGCCGGUCAGGUGGUCCACACGGAAACCACGGAGGUGACGCUGCUGGGCGACGGCAUCAUGGGGUUCGGCCUGCAGCUGCAGGGCGGAGUCUUCGCCACGGAGACGCUGUCAUCGCCGCCGCUCAUCGCCUACAUCGACCCCGACAGCCCCGCUGAGAGGUGUGGUAUCCUGCAGAUCGGCGACAGGAUCCUGUCGAUCAAUGGCGUCCCGACCGAAGACUCCACUCUGGAGGAAACCAACCAGCUGCUCAGAGACUCGUCCAUCACCGCCCAGCUCACGCUGGAGAUCGAGUUCGACGUGGCGGAGUCAGUCAUCCCCAGUUCAGGGACGUUCCACGUGAAGCUCCCAAAGAAGCCAGGCGUGGAGCUGGGAAUCACCAUCAGCUCUCCGUCCAACAGGAAACCAGGUGAUCCUCUGAUCAUCUCAGACAUCAAGAAAGGCAGCGUGGCCCACAG
This is a messenger RNA of Austrofundulus limnaeus, 2185 nucleotides long. RefSeq names its product glutamate receptor interacting protein 1 (gene grip1). The record is from RefSeq and is a predicted model, not a curated record. Gene Ontology annotation, molecular function: protein binding. Gene Ontology annotation, biological process: neurotransmitter receptor transport, endosome to postsynaptic membrane. NCBI's taxonomy places the organism in Eukaryota, Metazoa, Chordata, Actinopteri, Cyprinodontiformes, Rivulidae.